Molecule: messenger RNA, 3855 nt
Organism: Plasmodium fragile
Lineage: Eukaryota; Apicomplexa; Aconoidasida; Haemosporida; Plasmodiidae
Exons: 1
Coding region: 1-3855 (1284 amino acids)
Cellular component (GO): ATP-binding cassette (ABC) transporter complex
Molecular function (GO): ATP hydrolysis activity; ATP binding; ATPase-coupled transmembrane transporter activity
Source: RefSeq, a predicted model, not a curated record
AUGUUCGUUGAAUUCCUUCUUUGCCUUCUCACAUGGUGUUACGUUCAUCGCUGCAAAGGUCUACAAAUCAGUAAAUAUAAAAAUCAAAGUUCCUUUUUAAACAAUUUGCAUGGAGCACAUGUCGCGCGUGGUUAUCAUGUCUACCAUUUGAAAAGGGACACAUUCGGGGGUAGUGGCUCCCUGCGCGUUGGAGGUGAGAGGCGGGGUCAAGCGCUGCUAGGUGGGUGCAGCGAGAGAGCCCAACAUGGGUAUGAAGAGGAUGUAGAAGAGAGCGGCGAAGAGGAUGCAGUGGAAGAUGACCAAGGGGAGGACGAAACGGAGGACGAAAUGGACGACCAAACGGACGAAGAAACGGAGGACCAAACGGACGACCAAACGGACGACCAAACGGACGACAUAGCCCGUGAGGAGCGCCUUGCAGCGUACGAGAAACUGCUGAACGCACAGGGGGAUGAAGAGGACCGGAUGCUGUCCCCAAAAUACAAUAUGAACAUGUACAACGUGCUAGAGAAGCACUACGAACAGAAGGAAGAAAACAAAGUGAUCCUAACUGUCCACAAUUUGAAUUACGAAAUUAGUAGCAAGAAACUUAUAACCAAUUUCAAUUUUCAGGUGAACAAAUCGGAGUGUGUAGGACUUAUAGGAAAUAAUGGUUGUGGAAAAACGUCGCUGUUAAACCUAAUUUUCGACCAUUCAGAUAAUAGUAACAAAAAUAUUAUUAUAAAUAACAAAGUUGCUAAGGAAGGGUUGACAAAUUUUACCCUAACUGAGGAGAAUAUGCACUCCAUGGUGAAGAAAAAUAAAUUCGAAUUUCUGUACAAAAUUUUGCACUACAUGAAAAUAAAUUCUCUCGAGUUGUCCCAACUUCCAUCGAUUAUAAAAAAUAGAGGUGUCUCCUAUUUUGAGCAGAUCAAUAAAAAAAAAAAAGGAAAUGACAAUGACCUUUUUUUUAAAAAUGGAAUAUUUUAUUUUAAGCAGAAUAUUCACUUAUUGGAAAAAAACAAUUUGACCGUAUUUGAAAAGGUACUGAAAUUUUAUCAACCCGUUUUAGACAAAUAUGAGGUUUUAAAUUAUAUUGAAAAGGAGAUCAAUUUGUACAGAGAUUUGGACUCUGUUCAAAUGUGUGCUGUGGAGGGAGAAGUUGGCGACAGGUCCAAUCAGUGUGCAAAUGGGGACAGAGGUAGUGAGAAACACUCUUAUGGUAAUAGCUUAAAUGGGAAAGAGGACCAUUUAAGGCCAGGAAGUUACAUCACGAAGAAGAAUGCCAACAUUAUCGAAUGCGUAGAAACAAAAAAGCGAGGAGAAAAAAGCAACGAGCAGGCGCAACUCUUCGCGCACUCCAAACUUUUCCAAAUGGUGCUCAAAUUGUACAUGCACGAAAAGGAAAAUGUAUUCAAAGAGAUAAACCAAAUAAAAAUGAAUUUCCACAAGUACCUCAACAUUUUGAAUUUAAAAAAUCUGCUGCAUGUGAAAUUAAGCAAUUUGAGCAACGGAUACAUUAUCCGAGUGUACCUCCUACUCCUUCUACUCAGCAAUGCCAAACUUCUUCUAAUAGACGAAAUAAAUAACAACCUCGACAUAUUUAACAUUUUCUUUAUUAUGAACAUUUUUCAAUAUUCUCUCAAGUAUAAAGAAAUAGGUAUCGUUUUGGCUAGCCACGAUUUCUUCCUAGUGAGUAAAUUGUGUAAUCGAAUUUUAGAUUUUAACAAAAUUUAUGGACACGAUAUCGACUUUAACAAUAUGGCAUUAUUAAAAAAGAUAAGCAGAAGUGGUCAUCAGGCUCUCCACUCUGAUGUUCCACAAGAACUACAAAGAAAAAAUGAACACAAUUCAAACAUUACAUUUUUUAAAGGAAAUUACACCCAAUACUUACACACUAUGAAAAUACUCUUUGACAAUAGGAGGAAAAAAAAAGAAGAAUUAAAAAAAAUUAUGGAUCAACUAAAUGCUGCAAUAAAUCAAGUUAAGAAAAAAAAAAAAAACGAAUUCAUGCGUCAGUCAUUAAAAAAAAAAGAAGAAGAUUUGAAAUUAUAUCAAAAUGUCUACUCUACCCUUUUUGACAGCACCCUCAAUUAUCAAUACAUGUACUACAAUUUAAUAUACAGCAAGAAGAAUGAGAAGGGGGCGGCCAAGGGGGUUCCCAACGAGGGGGUGGUGCAAGAUGGAAGAGAAAAUAUCGGCCUCGUGGGAAAAGACACUGCUGAGGGGAAUUCGAAUGGUGAAGAGAUGAUCGAGGAGAAAGACGCUCAGCAUAACUCUGGCAACCCAGAUGAGCAAACCGGACAAGAGGAAGAAGGCGUGGAAUCUUUCGUGUAUAAUAAAAUGAAGGAUGUAGAAGGCAACAUGAACAAAAACAUUCUCAUCGACAUGAGCAAAAAAAUAAAAAACAACGAGCUGAUAGAAACAGGAGAGAGGUACGCAAAGAACAAUGUGUCUCUGUACGAAUUCGACAACUUUUCCUUUUACUUUUGGAAUAAAAAAAAAAAAAAAAAAAAAUAUAUUUUUAAAAACAUGAAUCUGAGCAUAAACAGCGGAGAAAAUAUUCUCCUGUUGGGCAAAAACGGAAUUGGAAAAUCCACCUUUUUUAAGAUACUGACGAAUAGGUAUAAAUUUCAGAUGCCCACGGAAGGAAGUAGACAUAGAAGAAGCAUAUAUGCGUAUGGAGAUAGCGAGGAUGAAGAGGAAUAUCAAGAGGGAGGUGUCUACCUGCAUGGCGGAGAUCGAAGCAACGCAAACGCAACAAAAGACAAAAUUGCAAACUUUGAAGGAAGCAUACACUGCAACUUCGACAACGUGCUCCUGACCUACUUUGAGCAAAAUAUGAUUAAAAAAUUACACCUGGAAAUUAACGAAUAUUUUAGGUACUUAAUUGAAAAGGUGAAUUAUGAACCAGUUCAUUUCGAUGACGGUUUGGAUGUGGAUCGCGCAGACGAUGUCAUUAUGGAGAACUAUUAUGACGAGGGUGAAUUUGACAAUGGCAUUCCUAUCUCUGCCUCCAAGGAGCACUUAUUUUUUUACAUUCUGAACAAAACCAAGCCGUUGUACAACGAACAGCACGUGGACAACCUUGAGGAGAAAAUAAAAGCCUUGCUGAAAAUAUUUUACAUCGAUAGCUCCACAAGUAUGAAAAAUAAAAGUGGAGGGGAAAAAGUACGAAUACUAUUCCUUUCGUUAUUUUUAAAAAAAUCAAAUUUGCUUCUACUAGACGAAAUAAAUAACAAUUUAGAUAUUUACUUAAAAAAUCUUCUGUUAAAUUUUUUAAAUUAUAUUUAUCAAGGCAGUUAUAUUUUAACAACUCACGAUUUUUACAUGAUCAAAAAUUUGACUAAUAUCCACAAGGUCGUUUACAUAUUUGAUUACCAAAAUGUUUUUACCUUUUACAAUGUGCAGGAUUUUAUACACAACUUCUACCACUUCAUUUUGCAUUCGUUUGACACGCUCCACAUGGGUAGCCCCGCUCAGCGAUCUGCCCUCGCGCGGGCUAACCACACACCCGAGCAGCAGCAACGAAGUGGCGCUGUGUACGGCACUUUUCAGAACAACGAAACUGCAAGCAACUCACCGCGUGACGAACGCCAGAAUGGACCCACAUAUGAGGACCCACAGGAAGAGGGGAAAAAUCACAAUCAAGAAAAUUAUGACCAAAUAAUUUACGAUAAUUACGACUAUAAAAUUUUGCAAUUCUUAAAAACGCAAUAUGCAAAGGAUAGAAAUGAAAGAAAAAAUAUGGAACAAAUAACUGAUCAUGAGGAGGAAGACAUUUUCGAAAAAAAAAAAGUCAAUAGGAAAAAUUUUGGAGGCAAAGGCUCUUCCGGGAAAAUAAAAAUAAAGAAUUGGAAGCGCUGGAAAAAGUGA